UCGCUUCGCCAUGUCGGCCCACCUCCAAGCGCAGAUCCGCCGCAAUGCACAGACCAUGCAAGAGGCGGUAGCCGACCUCUACCGCUGGCAGGACGACAUUGCCAAGAAGGACAAGUCUCUCAAGGACAAGCCUGCCGUCGCAAAGAAACUCCCUCCCAUCCGCGGGACCGCCGCCUCGGGCGUCUCGUUCUCGGACAAGAGCGCCGCGCCAGCACGGACGUCUGGCGGCAAGUCGCGGCGGAAACGCGUCCGCCGUAACAAGCCAUCCAAGACUGCAGCUGGCUCUGGUGCUGGCGCUGGGCGCUCCAGUGGCGGGGAGAGCAAAACCAAGGACAAGGGUGAAGCUGGUCGGAUCUCGGCGUACGACUACUCGGCUUGGGAUCGGUUCGACGUCGACGCCGCCAUUCAAGAGAUCUCCUCGUCGGCCGAGUACACGUACGAGGACGAGGACGACGGCCCGGUGGAGGCUUCCAGCAGCCAGGCCUCGCCAGAGGAGGUCAAGGCCGAAGGUAACAAGGCGUUUGCGGCAGGCAAGUAUGCCAACGCUGUCGAGCUCUACUCGCAGGCCAUGGACCUUGAUCCGACCAACGCGGUGUACCCUGCCAACCGCGCCAUGGCCCACCUGAAGAUGAAGGACUACAAGGCCACCAUCCGCGACUGCUCGCGUUCGAUUGCCCUGGAUCCCACGUACUUUAAGUCGUACGCAAGGCGUGCAAGCGCGUACGAAGCGCUCGACAAGCUCGUCGAGGCCAAAGCCGACUACGAGCGGCUUGUUCAGCUCAAGCCGACGACCAAGGCCUACGCCCGCUCGCUGGGCGACGUCGUCCGUAGACUGAAGAAUGCCGCCGUUGAGCGCGCGGCCGCAGAGUCCGGCAACACGCCCACCGCCCCGGCUCAGCCCAAGGCUACGACGGCAGCCGGAUCGGGAGCCGCAAAGAAGCCGGGCAAGAAGAAAAUGGUCAUCGAAGAGGUCGCCGAAGAGCCCGCUGCCGUUGCAGACGAGCCGCUCGAAGAGACCAUCAUGAUCCCGGUCAAGGUUGUCGGCGAGCUCCCUGCAUACGAGCCCUUUGACGCCCCGGCACCCGCAACGGCGGCUCCGCCUGCAGCAUCGACCUCGGCCGCGGCGGCGGCUCCGCCCACGACGGCGGCGCCACCAGCAGCGACGAUCCUGCCCGUGGCAUCGACCCCGGCCACAAUCGAUGACGUGCCGACGGUGACGCCGCCGGCUUCGUUGUACGAGUUUCAGCGCGAGUGGGCCACCCUGGCCGCCACCGACCCAACCGCCCUCCCGCUGCUCCUCCACAUUGCUCCCGAGAGCUACAAGACGUUCUUCAACACACAGAUGACCGAACCGAUCCUGGUCAAGAUCGUCGACGUCCUCGCACACGCCGUCGCAUCCGAUGUCGGGCAUCCGCUGGCAGAUGCAGCCCUCGACUACGCAGCGCGCAUGCUCUCCGCCCUCCCCUCGGUCCCACGGUUUGGUAUGCUCUCCAUGUUCCUGCCCUCCGCCACCAACACCACCAUCCGCAGCCUUGUCACCCAGAUCAAGUCCUCUCCGACUGCGGCCGCCGCACUUGCGCCCUCGGCCUUUACGCCGUAG
This is a messenger RNA of Thecamonas trahens ATCC 50062, 1600 nucleotides long. Its product is annotated as RNA polymerase II-associated protein 3. The transcript is spliced from 2 exons. Gene Ontology annotation, molecular function: protein binding. The coding region runs from base 11 to 1600 and encodes 529 amino acids. The record is from RefSeq and is a predicted model, not a curated record. Lineage: Eukaryota; Apusomonadida; Apusomonadidae.